AUAAAUCUCUGUCCGUAACAGGCGAAUUUCACUGUUCUGAUUUUUGUUUUGCGAUUUUCUGUGGUUCAUCUGUACGAGUGCAUCCUGGCGUGCAUUAGCGUUGCCCAAAUGUGGUGCAGUGAUGGUGGAUUAGUGCAAACGCCCGAACGUGGCGGGAAGGGCUACGGUUGCGGCCGGGUACGGGCCCAUCACUUGUGAGGCUCCGUUUUGGUAAACGAAAGGAACGAAAAAAAAAAAAAAAAACGUAUGCAAACGAUGUGAGACUAGUGUCGGCAGGAAAGCUUUAGUUCACUGCAACAAAAUUCAUCGACCGGUUCGGAUAAACCAAGUUUUUGAAAACCUUUUCGGCAAGAAGUGCAGUUGCAACGCAGUUUCGGUUCAAUUUACUCAACACCUUUUCUCGCUUUGCGGAAAGUUUUCGAUCCGAAUUCGACUACCGGUGUAGUAGAGGGAGCAAACGAGCACCACGAGUGAAAUUUAUCGGCAGGUGAAAAAAUUCGUUACCCAAGCACCGGCAGAAUUCAGCGCGGCACGAAAAAAACUAAACAUUUUCCAAAAUUUAAAAUCACAUCGAAGAAAAAAACAACGCCACAAAGGUGGACAGGCCUCGGUUUAGGCAAGAACGUCGGAACCGUGGUGAGUUUUUUGUUGUUGUGUUGAAUACACCACCGAGGAAAAACCAACCCCCGGUGCAAGUGCGAACAACCCAAUCCGGCACGCGUUGUACCACCGUUUGGAAAUUGUGUUUAGUUCGAAAUUGUCCAUUUUUUAACUCCACUCCCCUGCGGCUCACCCGUCAGACGCGGCGUGAAGGGAGCAAUUAUUUUCAUAAAAAAAAACGCAACCGCCCCACUUCCAAACAAGCGCAAACGCGUAGAAGAGAUAAUAUUAAGAGUGCUUGAAGGUGUUAAAAUAGAAAGAAAAACAAAACCUCCCGCACAAUAAAACGUGUAACGAAGCCGCUCUAACUCAUACUGUCCGUGGUGAUACGCCGUACGCCGCCGUCGAAGAUCCACAGGAAAAUGCAUCAAGAUCGCAUGAAACGUCUCAGCAAGCUGUGCAACGGAUUAUCCCGGGCAGGAUGCAGAAUUGUGCGACAGUUGUGCUAAGCGCGUUCGAAUAGCUCCCUCGCGGGAAAUGAGCUAAAACGGAUCAAAAUAAUGCCAACAGCGUAACGUGAAGGUGCAAGAGUGUGCUGAUAUCGAUUUCGACAAAAAAAAACGAAUCCACUUGAUUUUGGCGUGAUUUUGGGCUACAGUAAAAUAAAAAUUCAAAAGUUUUGUGGAAAAAAGUAAAGAAAAGGAAAACGGAAGAGAAAAACCACGACGACGACGACGACGACGUUGAAACUAUUGUAACAUUUUCAACCAAAAUAAACAGAACACAAGCAAAUAUAAGAUAAAGAAGAGUGAAGGUGAAAAAAGCAAACCGUGUGAACACCGCGUUACACUAAAAUCCCCAUUUUCCGCGCGCGCGAAAACGGAUCACCCAUGUGAAGGUUAGCACCAUUUUCCGCAUUGCAUUUUACUCAAAAUUAACACUUUCGGCAUAUAAAAAGAGAAGAAGAAAAAAGGGGGGAGUCCUUUCGUCAACCAAACCCCUUCCCCAGCAUCGCUCGUUCGUGUAUGUGCGUAUGGAAAAGUCAUCUCUUUUGUUUUGAAAAUCGUUUCGCGUGUUGUUUCGGGCAUCGAUAUCGGGUGCGCAAAGUGAUUUUAAGUUAAUCCUCUGGUUUACAUGCGGUAACAUAACCACGACUGUAAAUUCCAAAACCAACCGUUUGCAAACUCCACGCAAACACACACUUCGGGGCAACAACGUUUCGGGCCAGCAAAAUUUGCCAAAACCUUUCGGAGCGGAAUCGUUUAUUGCUUUUAUUGUACCGCCGUCAAUUUUUACGUUUGUAAGCAAAAUCCGCGCGCGUUUGCUUACGUGUGUAUGUGUGUCUGUUUGUGCGCGAGUGCGUGUGCAGAAGCAGUGUGCAUUUGUGCGAAAGGUGUAUGUGUGUGCGAUCGCGCGCGCGCCUGUGUGAGUGUGUGGAUGCGUUCAUGUGCAUCCGUGUGCAGUAGCGAUCCAUUGAUCCUUUGAAGAGUCUUACGUACGUGGAAGAACGUCCUGCUAGUUUGUUAAGCUAGUUGGCAAAACGGAGCAUCCAGCGGGAGCAACAUCAGGGAAAAAAACAUACGACAAAACUGCAUCAUCGACGUUAAAGAUCUCAUCGACAACAUCGGUGGUGUGUGCCCCUAUAGUAUUGCAGUAACGAAAGAUCGUUCGCGGGAUAGCGAGACGCGAGGCGCGCAACUAGCAGCAAAACGAAACAGUAAGCGCCAGCGCGGCAUUAAGAAGCAUCACGGCAUCAUACAAGCGCACGGCCACCGAAUCAAAUCGCGCGCCCUUUAAGCAAUUCAAGACGGAGGAAAUUUAGUAACACUCCGUGUCACACCCCGCGUGCGUGUGCGGACCGGGUGCGUGUGUGAUAAACGUAUCGUUCUCUCGAUCAUCACGGGAAGCCCCACUGUCGGAACGCUGUGUCUACGGAAGGCAAACGGCACCAACAUGGAUCAACAACAGUACUGCCUCAAGUGGAGCAACUAUUCAUCCAACCUAGCGGCGGCCUUCUCGAACCUGUUCGAUUCCGCCACACUCACAGAUGUCACGUUGGUUUGUGGAGGGACCGUAUUCAAUGCUCACAAGGUCAUACUAGCGGCAUGUUCGAAAAAUUUUGCUGAUCUGUUCGAACGGGCCCCGGUUGGUACGGGGCAGAUCUGCGUUAUGCUGGAAGCAACAUCGGCAGACAACAUGCACGCACUGCUCGAGUUUAUGUACAAAGGCGAAGUACAUGUGUCACAGAAAGCGCUGGAAAGUUUUCUGAAAGCGGCUGAGAACUUGCAGGUCAAAGGACUCACAACAGAACAUGGUCGCUUUGCGAGCGCCAAUGCCAGCCAACCGUCACAAUCGCCGUUUCACGGCCCACCGAACGAUCUGCCAUCACCUGCCAUUCGCCGCCAGCAGCGCAACAGCCUCUCGUCCUCGCUGGAAUCGAUCAACCGGGCGGUAAAGCGGGAAACCGACAGUAUAGUCGGUAGUGCAAGUAGUGGUGGAAAUGGUUCCGGUAACACUGCCGGUUCCGGCACGGCCAAUGUUGGUAGUGGAGCGGAACGAGGUAGCGGCACGGAUCGCAACAGCGGUCGUGGUAGUGAUCGAGGCGAUGGUGGUGGUGGUGGAGGUGGUGGCGGCGGCGGAGGUGGAGGCGGUAAUACACCGGCAUCCAGUUUCUCCCCGUACCUGCAACCAUCGUCCUAUCUUCCAGGCACUUACGAAAAUCGAAAACGAUCACUGCGAAGUCCGUUCUACGAGCAUCAGGAAGCGACACGGGACAGUGUGCUGCGGGACGGGAAGGCGAGCGCGGGCAAUGGCAGUCCGGUAAGUGGCAGCAAAAACUAUCGACCGUCCAGCAGUGGUUCUUCGGCGACACCAACGGAAGCAGACACCGUACACACGGAUCGGGAUUCUCCGCAACAGUCCAAUCGGUAUGAAAAUCAUAGUCCCAGCACAACCCACCAUGGCCAUGGUAACGGACCGGUAUCUUCAAACACUAUGGAUCGAGAAGAUCGCAAUGAUCACAAUGGUUCAGUGGAUCACAAAGUGAAACACGAAAGUCGAGAGGGCAAUGAGGCUGGAGCGGAAGAUUUGCGUGUGAAAAUGGAAAUGCGACCCAUCCAGUCCCCGCUCAGGUCAUCGGCACCGUCUACACCAACGACACCGAUAGGAUUCAUCAAUGUGAAAGGUGGACUCGAGGCAGCGAUACCGUCAGUUGAUAUGCUGGGAAUGAUCAGCACACCACGGGAAAGCGUCACGACAGCGGAUGGUUUACUCUGCGUUCCAGGCAAAAAGCUACAAUGUCCAUUAUGCGAUCGACAGUACGGUUACGAGACGAAUCUGCGUGCGCACAUACGCCAGCGGCAUCAGGGAAUUCGCGUGCCAUGCCCGUACUGCAGUCGAACGUUUACCCGCAACAACACCGUCAGAAGGCAUAUCGCCCGGGAGCACAAACAGCAAACGCAGUUCAUGCCCAGCCAGCUACACAGCUAAGCUCAGCGUGUGUAGGACGUCGAAUUUGCUGCCCUCCUCUGUCUCCUUUACUUUCCCCUUUGCUUCCUUUCCCACAUCCAACGAUUCCUUCUACCCAGGCCCAGUUAUGCGGAUCGACCGUUGGACCGUUGUUGUUCCUAUAAUUAGUAAACGAAUUGUUGCAUUAUCGCAUUGUAGCCAUACCUCAGAGCCCCGUUCUUUGAACGCCAUCCAAAGAUUUUGAUGCAGUGGCCAGCAUGCCAGCCAUCUCAGAUACGGCCAUGGAGAGCAGAUGCUUGGUGUGUACCGCGUGUGCGAGACAAAUUGCACCUGUUUCGAAGACAAAUUUCCAUCGUCAGUUUAACAUCAAGUUCGAAGCAGUGGAGCCGUUUCAGCACAUCCGCAGCAAAACCCUACCCAAAAUGAGGUACCGUUAACCAAUACCAACAGAUUGGAACCACAACCCGCAAUGUGUGAUUUAUCGGUAAGAGCUGGGUGUAUAGAAGCGCCCUGUGGAAGAACGAGUUGAAUUGUCCCAGCAUCAUUUCCUUCGACGAAGGUGUUGUGAGUAACAGUUAUUCUCAAUAGCUAUCACAUUGUCACAACAAGAGAACGAAGGCGUGAUAGAGGGAACGAGAAUGCAUCAAAACAUCAGAAUCGCAACAUUUGGGAUGCUAUCGAUUGUUUCUAGAGAUGUGGUACACAGAAGCUAUCGCAUAAUCGUCACAGUAAUUAUGCGAUGGCACAUACGUACUGGCUACGUAGAUGGAUUGAAAAGCGUGACAGUAGAAGAUGGAAAGGAAAUUAUAUUAUAACUUGAACUGGAUUGGUAGAAAACUGAUAACUAGCUAAUUCACAACAGGGAAAAACUAUUUCCAGGUUUAACCUGAUGUUUUACUGCAAUAGUAUAAACGAACUUGAACACAAUUUAUUGCAAUAUCAACAAUGAAUGGAACUUUGUUUAUUAAGACAGAGUAAUUAUACUCUCACAGUAGUUCAAAUCCUUGGCUAUAUUUGAAAUCUGAAUCUUUUUCUUUUCCUUACAUAUAUUAUAUUAUUGCAUUUACUAUCGUCAACCCCCUAAUGUCAGAACGCAUGCGAUGAGGGAAACUUAUGUUGCAUGUAACGAAUACGGUUUUCAUUUUCACAGAGACAACAAAAACUAAACUCAGCAACAAUGACGGACAAUAGCUUUAUUUUACCAGUAUUUGGUAAUGCUACAAACUGAAAAUGUUCCGCGAUAAAGGUGACGCAUGAUUAUCUCUCCAUUAUUCAUGCUGAACAGAAACUUGCUUUAAUUUUACACUAAUAACAGCAAAUAUUACAAUCACCACAAGUGUCAUUAAUCAUCAAUUAUCUUGAGUGUAGGGGAUCGUUACUCUACCAAGCCAUGAAGCGCAAAACCCUAUAGCUAGGGUUCUAAUAGAAUCUUGCUUAUGUUACACACAAAGCCACAGACAGUAACUAUAACUCGAUACUGAUACAUAUAGAUAGAAAGAGAGUAGAAUAGUAGAGGUGAAUAGGUGAUAGAUGGUUAUACUUUUUUUGUUUUGUUUCCUAAUUAAAAUUCACUAGAACACAGAACCGCGGCAACACACGCGGUUUGGUUUUGUUUAAUAGUAUCAGAUUUGCAUUUCCUUUGAAAUGGCGAACGGUUCAUUUCAUACAGCGUGUUUGAUUUUGAUUCGCCGUUUCGUCGUUUCGCUUGAUAAUAGGGGUUUAGUUUUGAGUUUUCUUUCGCCAUUAGCAAUGUGCGAAAGAGCAUAGAAUCGGAAUUACAUACAUAUAAAUGGAUAUCUUAAAUCUUUGUAAUAGUUUCCCUAAUUUAACAAAGAAACAACGCAAUGGGUGUAGGAGUAAUGCAUACUUUUUAUGAAUAAUACAAAUGUACCUGCUGAUAAAGAGAUAGGGAAUCAGAUAUAGGAGAGUUGAAAUCGAUAGCUUAAUGAGAAAUAUUUAACUAUGCAUAUAUAUGAAAGUAUAUUUAAAACUAAUCUACAAAACCAUACUACAUGUACUUGAAAGGCAGUAGCAGAGAGCUAAGAGAGCUUGGAAUAGAGUGCGUGUGGCUGGCAGUGGAUAACAUCUGCCCGUUCAGCUGAUACAAAACCAACCGACGCAAAAGACACACGAUUCUUCUGGUGAACCGUUCGUCCGAUGCGAACAGGAUUCUUGAGCGGAUGCAAUUAGAAUUUGCAAGAUAAUCUGCUGCUGGUUCUGAAUAUCGUGCGGUAUUGAACCGAUUCUUGCAAAUGGUUGCUGGAAUCAAUUCUCUGUCAGAAAACCAUCUUCAAUAGAAGAGCGAACCUUAUGGAACAACAUGCAAUGGAAACUUGGUGCCUAUCAAAUAGAAGAUUCUAGUUUAAACAGUACUCUUACUAAUACAAAUACUUCUACGACUAUUGCUACUUCUACAUUAUGAUUACAUUACUUUUCCUGAACAUGAAGGCUAACUGAGUCGUUUUACGCGCGUGUUUGCUUUGUCUGCAAGCGUAUGCAACAGAUGAAACGUACCAACAUUGCAAGUUUCUUGCGAUCAUCCCAAUGGCAAGCAUUAUAAUUUUAUAUCAUUGCCAUCCGCCCGCAUACCCUUACUCAAUGCAAUAGAUAAUGGAACAUUUUUAUUGAUCUCAUUUGUAUAGCAUUACAGGUUUAUUUACGCCGCUGUUACAUUAUUUAUCUCAUAGCUCAGACGAAAAGCAAUGCUUUUCCAGCAAAAAACUGCGACUCACCGAAUGGAUUCAACUGUAUGUUAGUGAAGGUAUCAGAAUCUGCCAAUUCCAUUCAAGUUAUCUGUCGAAACCAUUCAACAUUAAAUGCAGAACUCGUUCCGGUUUUACGGGAUACAGAGUGUCUACAUUUUUGGGUGAAUAGAUUUGACUCUUAAGACCAAUUUCCAGGAAUCUUUAUUUUUCCCGGGGCGUAACCAAAAAAAUUGCCCUUCGUGCAACGCUAUCGGGCAGGAACGGGAACAAUGAAACAAUCCAUCUCAAUCGUUAACAUAAAUGACAUUCAAACAAUGUUGUGACAUGUGAAGGGUUUUGAGCUGCAUUAGUAACAAGAACAAGAACACAGCUGAAUUAGUUAAAAUGUGAACAUAUAACACAGUGGUGAAGCCUUUUAAAUGAUGUAACGAAUAGAGGCAAGCAAGGACAUGAGCUAGACAAUUGGAAUAAUUGCAGUUUAAUUGGUGCAAAUAUUUAAACAUGAUAGUAAUACAACCGGAAGCACGAAUUCGGAAUGUUCACGAGCGCAUUUUCAGCAUGGGUGGAGUUCCGUUGUUUUUUUUUUAUUUUUAUAAAUGCUACCAUUUUUACUGUUAUAAACUAAACCGAAGUUACCGCAACAUGAAAUACCGGAAGGUUAGUAGAGGCAAAACAGUAAUUGAAAAGAUGCUAUCAACGUUUGUUAUAUUAUCGUAGUAUAACACAGAUGAAUUUUAUUUUUGCGUACAAUAGCUUUGUAAGGAUUUGUUUUAUGAGUUUUCUCAUCUUUUUCUAUUUCGUUUUUACACAGCUGUACACAGAUUCGUUUGAAGUUUUCAUGCGAGACAUUUGUUUUAUGUAAAGAACUCGAACACCCACUGAAAAUGAAGAGAAUAACAUAACAAAGGUAUGCUUCCCUCGAACCUCUUCCCUUAAGUUUGACGUCAAACGCUUAAAUGAAAUAGAAUCUGUUAGUUCAAUUUUUAAAGAGAAUCAUAUAGUUAAAACACCGUCACAUCAGAAGAUGUGUCAUGGCCGAUAUUGAUAAUAGUUGUAUUAGCACACGAAAUACCGAGCCGGGUAAGCGCCGCAAUAAGACAAAUCUGAAUACAUCCCCAAAAUGCAGGAUGUGCUACCCAGCAGAAUUAUGUUUCUUGUUAAAAAAUAGCCUGUUUCUGUUUCUAGUGCUACAACUACUGUUUAAUUUUGAAUGCACAUUUUGUCCCCCUUAUCCCCCUUAUUAAAACUGUUUACUCAACUGUUAUAAACAAGAGACAAGACGAAGUGGGCGGUAGGUGUAAAAUAUCGUCGAUUGAUAUUGCAAGCAAUUUACAUGAAGAAAGACAACUGCCAAUUAAAACGGGUCUAUUUUUCCGCUAGGCAUUUCGCAAUGCAUCGUAAAAUGGUCUUUGAUUUACAUAUUGUCUAAACACAACACUGCUCUAGGUAUUAUUCGUUUCGAAUGCUGUAAAAGUUUUACUUCCCUUUCGUUUCAUUCGUUAUCACAAUCUGUACAACUGGUUUCUUCCAAAGCGAAAGCAUGAAUGAAAAAAAAAUAACUAAGAUAAGCCGUAAUGAUAGAAGGAGGAAAAGAAGUAAAACACACAAAAACAAAAGAAAACCAUGAAACAAACUCGAAACAUAAAAAAACAUUUAGCCUAUGCAGCGAUAACAAUGAUAAGCUAUCAUGAAUUAAAAAUAAAAGAAGACAAAUGAGAAACAUAA
Molecule: messenger RNA, 8498 nt
Organism: Anopheles moucheti
Lineage: Eukaryota; Metazoa; Arthropoda; Insecta; Diptera; Culicidae
Gene: chinmo
Product: zinc finger protein chinmo
Exons: 9
Coding region: 2554-4089 (511 amino acids)
Biological process (GO): regulation of transcription by RNA polymerase II
Cellular component (GO): nucleus
Molecular function (GO): protein binding
Source: RefSeq, a predicted model, not a curated record